AUGCGGGCGUUCGUCAAGUCAGAAGCGCACUCGAAAGAGCAGCAGAAGCACAUUGCGAUCCAGCAAGUCCCUCCUAGAGGCGGAGUGAGACGGACGAGGUCAUCCCUCGACUUCGCCCUUCGCCUCAUCCUCGUCCGGCAUCACACUGCCCCGCCUGCUCUGGAGAUGAGCUCCCUGUUAUACACGCUGCGAGACAAGCUCGCCGACCCCGCCAUCCCUUGGCGCAGCGUCAUCCUCGCGGUUGUCGUGUCGGUCGAGUUGUGGGAGAGUUGGGUCGCACAAGCUGACGAGACUCUCUGCAGCGGCCGCCAGCUACCUUACCUCUCCCCGAUUCUUCACCCUCGCAUCCCCUCCGUCCUCGCACCCUACCUCCCCUCCGACUCGCAAGAAACCUACCAGAAAUCGCAAGCCUACGCCCGCGACAAGCUUAACUUUGCCUCAGUAUUGAGCUUUGUCGACGUGCUUGAGACCCUCGUCCUUUUGGGCGGAACUGCGGCGCCUGUCCUCGCCUAUCUCGGCUUCAACGCUGGCGGGUCCGGAUGGUCGCUCCUCAAGGGCUUGUGGGAUGUGUCGGAGAGGCUGCCAUUCGCGAGGCGCGGCGAGAUCUGGCACAGCUGCGCCUUCCUCGUGUUGACGACGGUCAUCUCGACUGUCCUGUCCAUCCCGAAGGAGUACUACCGCAACUUUGUCCUUGAAGAGAAGCAUGGCUUCAACAAGAUGACCCGCUCAAUUUUCGUCAAGGACCAGGUCAAAGGCCUCGCGGUCUCGCUUGUUAUUACUACGCCUCUCGUCGCUGGAAUCAUCAAGAUCAUUCACUGGGCUGGGCAGGACGCCAUCUUGCGCAUCGUCGCCUGGGCAAUCGUCUUCAUCUUCGUCUUUCAGAUCUUCAUGCUCGUCGUGUACCCCUACGCCAUCAUGCCCCUCUUCAACAAGUUUACGCCGCUUCCGACUGAUUCGCCGUUCUGCGCGCCGAUCAAGGAGCUCGCCGACAAGCUCAGCUUCUCGCUCAGCAAGAUUUGGGUCAUCGACGGCUCGAUCCGCAGCUCGCACAGCAACGCCUUCUUCAUGGGCGUGCCGGGUCUGCCGAAGCACAUCGUUCUCUACGACACGCUGCUCGAGCGCUCGAGUCCUGCCGAGGUCGAGGCGAUUCUCGCGCACGAGCUCGGUCACUGGAAGGGCAUGCACAUCGUCUACCUCCUCUUCACCUCGCUCGUCCAGGUCGCCUUCUCCCUCGCAACCUUCACCCUCUUCCUCACGAACCGCCCUCUCCUCUCAGCCUUCGGGUUCCACUCGUACACUCCCGCCUACUCGACUGAAGCGCUUCCGGAAAAGUUCACGCACCUCCUUCCGCCUUCGAGCGGGCCGACCAUUCUCGCCCUCAUGCUCGCCUCGAUGCUCUUCUCUCCUCUCUCCUCCGUCCUCAAGUUCGUCUCGAACUUCAUCUCCCGCCAACUCGAGUACGACGCCGACGCCUUCGCCGCGAAACUCGGCGACUCGUAUGCCAAGAACCUCAAGAAGGGACUCGUCUCGAUUCACGAGAAGAACCUGGCGCUCUACGACGUCGACCCGCUCUACUCGGCAUACAACUACACGCACCCGACGCUCGUCGAACGUCUCGGUGCGCUCGACGCCAAGCUUGGCGCGAAGGCGGGCAAGGCGGAGUGA
This is a messenger RNA of Rhodotorula toruloides NP11, 1665 nucleotides long. RefSeq names its product STE24 endopeptidase. Bases 1 to 1665 code for a protein of 554 amino acids. NCBI's taxonomy places the organism in Eukaryota, Fungi, Basidiomycota, Microbotryomycetes, Sporidiobolales, Sporidiobolaceae. Gene Ontology annotation, cellular component: endoplasmic reticulum membrane. The transcript has 5 exons. Gene Ontology annotation, biological process: CAAX-box protein processing. The record is from RefSeq and is a predicted model, not a curated record. Gene Ontology annotation, molecular function: metalloendopeptidase activity.